This is a messenger RNA of Lodderomyces margitis, 2355 nucleotides long. RefSeq names its product serine/threonine protein kinase. The transcript has a single exon. The coding region runs from base 1 to 2355 and encodes 784 amino acids. The record is from RefSeq and is a predicted model, not a curated record. Lineage: Eukaryota; Fungi; Ascomycota; Pichiomycetes; Serinales; Debaryomycetaceae. Gene Ontology annotation, molecular function: protein serine/threonine kinase activity; ATP binding. Gene Ontology annotation, cellular component: cytoplasm. Gene Ontology annotation, biological process: autophagy; peptidyl-serine phosphorylation.
AUGGACUAUGAUAAACUACUGAUCGAAUUAGAUCCAAAAACUGGAAAGAAAACUGUCAAUAAUAAAUACCUAAUACUUAAGAAGAUUGGGCAAGGACAAUAUGGUAAAGUGCUACUAGGACAGGUGUUGGAUACCACCAGCAAACCCACUGUAAGAAAACAAUCAACAUUGAAGGAUUCUUCAACAAGUCCCACGGGCACCACCACCAACAAUGCCAAUACCGUUACUUAUGUUGCAAUCAAAACUAUUAAUCGUGUCGAUAAAGCCAAACUAAUUACCAAAUCUUAUAUCAGCAAUGUCACCAAGAUCAAGAAAGAAAUCAGGAUUCUAAAACAAUGUAAUCAUCCCAACGUUGUUAAACUAUAUUCAGUCAUUGAUGAUACCCAUUUCGACAAGAUCCUUCUCAUAUUGGAAUAUUGCAAAUAUGGCGAAAUUGACUGGAAACAUUAUAAUCACUACUAUGAAAAAUACACCACUCAUAAACAUCGGUUAGCACUAAAUCUAAAUAAGAUAUUACGAGAUAUAGUUAACGGUUUAGAAUACCUUCACCUGUAUAAACACAUUAUUCAUCGAGAUUUAAAGCCACUGAAUCUAUUGAUCGAUGAAUUCAACAAUAUCAAGAUAUCGGAUUUUGGCGUUAGUUUAAUCUUGGAAAAUUCCAUACAAGAUGCUAAAGAAUUGGCCAAUACCAUGGGCACACCAGCAUUCUAUGCACCAGAAUUAUGUCAGUUUGUUAAAAACCGAUUUUCAAUGAUUACCAAUGAAGACCACCAAUUGAAUAAAGUCAAAAUAGAUUAUAGAAUAGACAUUUGGAGUUUGGGAAUUACACUUUAUUGUUUGAUGUUUAACAAUUUACCUUUUAAUGGAAUUAACGAGUUUGAUAUAUGUAAAAACAUUGUUGAUUCAGAAUUGAAAUUCCCGCAAAUCAAGCAUACUUCAAAAGUUACUGAAUCGGAUUUGGAAGAAUUAAAAUUGGUCAAAGAUUUAAUCAAGCAGUUGUUGCACAAGGACCCCAAUAAAAGGAUUUCAUUGCAUGGAGUUAAACAUCACAAAUUUACUACAUUUGACUUGAAUGACUCACAACGAGAAAAGUUUUUCAAUUUCAAUCGAGCUAUAUUUAAGGAUGCCGAUUGUAAAAAGGAGUUGGUAAAAAGUGGCGAAAAAGGAGCAGCAGUUCAGCCAAAUGACGUUGGUCUAUCAACAAAGAUUCGAAACUUUUUCAAAGGAGCCACUUCUACUCCUACUUCUACCCUACCUCCGCCAAAAGCAGGAACAGCAGCAGCAGCAGGAAAUACAAGUUUGAAGGAACCACUUGCACAUGAUUCAGAAACUAAACGACCCAAUUUGCCGGAUUUACAACAUGUGGAUGACUUACUUGACUCCUAUUUUGAUGAUUCUUCGUCGUUGGGCAGUAGUAUAGGUGAAAUGGAGGAGGGUCCAGUCGAUACAUCAAACAUCCUAGGUAAAGUAACCAAUAGUAGAGCAAGUACUUCGCCAAAACGUCUACCACAGCCAUUGAUUUUGAAACCACUCACUUUGAAAGAUCCAUUCACUGCUACUGCUACUCCUACUGCUACUCCUACUCCUACUCAAUCACGAACUGAAGAUACUGGAACCACACAGUCACUGAAGAACAACUCUACACCAAUCACUCCAAGCAGCAGUCAUCAUCACUCACUAACUCCUACCAAUGACUUGUUUACAACAAUUGGGCAAAGUUCACCUAGUCAAUUGAGUAGCAAUGGACCUGUGUUUAGUCCAAGUAAACGAUUCUUUGAUAAACAACAGCAACAACGAAACGAACAAGUACGACAGCAGCAACAGCUUCAACCGUCAAUCAAGUCAUUGUCUACUGACAAUGAUUAUGUAAUGGAACCACCAUCAGUUUUCAGUCGAAGCAAUUCAACCAAUAGCAAUAGCAAUAGCAAUGGUAAUGGCAAUGGCAACAACAACAAUAGUAACAGCACAAGCAGCAACACCAUCAAUACUACCGAUAGAAUGAACAGUACCGACCGAGUAAAGCCACCAUAUGGACUAUCGCGUAUCCCAAGUUCCUCAAGUUCAUUAAAUCUCCAUGCAUAUUUCACUGAUGAUUGUGAUUCAAUUGAGUCGCUACAUUCGAUUCAUUCAACGCAUUCAUCUUCGUUGAAGUAUAAUUUGAAACGAGAUAAGAAUAAUGCGCCAAGACGUUCAAAGUCAAGUUCAAUAAAAAGUGAACCUGGCGUCGAUGUUGACGAUGAUGAUGGAGGAGAAGGAGAGGGGGAAGGGGAUUCGACGUUUUAUUUAGGUGAUGAUGACACUGGUGUUUUUGAAAAGUAUAAGGAUUUGAGUACGUAUUUGGACAAUCUUGAAUGA